AUGAAGUCCAUCCUCUCACUCGGCACGGUCACUGCCCUCUGGACCGCUUCCAAUGUCGUCGCUCUGACAAGAUCAUCCGAGGGCUGCUUUAGUUCGAGCACGGGUUUGAUAUUCAAUGGAACCUCCAACUUCAACUCGGUCGGAUCCUGUGGAGAUGCCUGCUAUGAAAAGCAAUUUCCCGUGAUGGCCAUGACCAACUCAACCUACUGCUUCUGUAGUGAAACUCUGCCCCCUGUGGAAGCGAAUGUAGCUCCAUCAAAAUGCACUACGGCGUGUCCGGGGUAUCCUGAUGAUACCUGUGGUGCCCGUGGACAUUGGAGUGUAUACCUGACCGGAUUAACGCUCGAGGUGACAAACGCAGAACCGUCGGAGGAGGAUAUGGAGAGCAAUACAUCAUCAAAACCAGCAGCAACGCAAUCCGCCCCAGCUAACAAGGCCACCUCCGUCAAGCCAGCCGUCGUGACGCAAGGAGGAGUGACUAUAGUCGUGACAGCUGGCGGCGAUUCAACAUCAGUCCCCGUCUCGACGCCGCCUUCGGAAAAAUCGGGCGGGGGCUCAAAUACAGCGGCCAUCGCUGCAGGCGUCGUUAUCGGUGUCCUCGUGAUCGCGGGAAUAUUGGGAGGUCUAUUCUUUUUUAUGCGUCACCGCAAGAGACGAGAUAUAGAAGAGGAGUACAAGCGAAACGCUGCUGUGAACAGCUUCAUUGCCGGGGGCAAACCGCCUACUAGCAGUGCAGGUGCUUCUUCUUUCACCGACACGCGUCUUGACCCAGCAGUCAUGGCACAACGGAGAGAGAGUAACGGUAGCAUCGCCGACAACCAAGAUUACUCGAGGAGAAUUCUCAAGGUUACCAACGCUUGA
Molecule: messenger RNA, 861 nt
Organism: Drepanopeziza brunnea f. sp. 'multigermtubi' MB_m1
Lineage: Eukaryota; Fungi; Ascomycota; Leotiomycetes; Helotiales; Drepanopezizaceae
Source: RefSeq, a predicted model, not a curated record